AUGGCAUCCGGAGCGAUGGAUCGUUCCAUCUUACUAUGGAAUACAUACGGACAAUGCGAAAACUACGGCCAAUUGACAGGUCACCGGGGAGCUGUGUUGGAUCUUCAGUGGUCACGCGAUUCGCGGGCACUGUUCUCAGCAUCCGCAGACAUGACCCUCGGAAGCUGGGAUGUCGAGACUGGGGAACGAGUACGCCGUCACGUGGGCCAUGAAGAGAUCAUCAACUGUCUCGAUAUCAGCAAAAGAGGACAGGAGCUUCUAGUGAGUGGCAGUGAUGAUGGGUCCAUCGGCAUCUGGGAUCCUCGGCAAAAGGAUGCUCUGGACUACCUCCAGACUGAACUCCCUAUCACCGCAGUGGCAUUGUCCGAAGCGGGUAAUGAGAUCUACAGUGGAGGCAUUGACAACACAAUCCACGCCUGGGAUAUUCGGAAGAAGGCUAUAGUCUACUCGAUGACCGGACACACAGAUACCAUCACAUCGCUACAAAUCUCGCCUGACUCGCAGACUUUGCUGUCGAACUCCCACGACUCUACUGUUCGCACAUGGGACAUUCGUCCCUUUGCCCCUACCAACCGGCAGGUGAAGACCUACGAUGGUGCUCCUGUCGGACUGGAGAAGAACCUCAUCCGUUCCAGCUGGGAUCCCAAGGGCGAGAAGAUUGCUGCAGGCAGUGGUGAUCGAAGUGUGGUUGUUUGGGAGGCCAAGACUGGUAAAUUGCUGUACAAACUUCCCGGUCAUAAGGGCACUGUCAACGACGUCCGCUUCUCUCCCAAUGAUGAGCCAAUCAUCGUUUCUUGUUCCUCCGAUCGGAAUCUGAUGCUUGGAGAGCUGGGCAAAUAA
This is a messenger RNA of Penicillium mononematosum, 840 nucleotides long. Its product is annotated as WD40 repeat domain-containing protein. Lineage: Eukaryota; Fungi; Ascomycota; Eurotiomycetes; Eurotiales; Aspergillaceae. The transcript is spliced from 3 exons. The coding region runs from base 1 to 840 and encodes 279 amino acids. Gene Ontology annotation, cellular component: catalytic step 2 spliceosome. Gene Ontology annotation, molecular function: protein binding; RNA binding. The record is from RefSeq and is a predicted model, not a curated record.